Molecule: messenger RNA, 3005 nt
Organism: Rhopilema esculentum
Lineage: Eukaryota; Metazoa; Cnidaria; Scyphozoa; Rhizostomeae; Rhizostomatidae
Source: RefSeq, a predicted model, not a curated record
UCUAAAGUAAGAGCCCAAUCUUAUAUUUAAAGUUAAUGGGCUCCGAUACAGGUUGGAAAACCGAGGCCAAGGAAUAGUUUAGCAACCACAACAAAAGAUUUUGGAAAAAGCUCUACUGUUUUGCAAAAAAGUAGGGGGCCAUUCAAUUACCAUACAUUUGAAAUCGUUUUCAAAGCUGUUGCAUAUGUCAAACGGGUGCUCUUUCAAACGGGUGAGUCUGUGGAGUGCCUGGCUGGAUGACCCCUUGUUUUACGUCUGCUGGUAUUCGGUAAACAUUACCAUACCCAAAGCAGCCGCACUUGAUCACGUGCCGUAAUGAACUUUGCAUAGUUUGUUGAUUUGUGCACAGGGAUCUGACGCUGUUUAUGAGCUUUAUCAUCCAAGGGAACGGGCGACAAGAAAUCUCGGAAAAUCUGUUUUGUGGAAUCUGGUGUCAAAGGAUUGCAAUUUGCUAUAGCAUGCAAGCAAGAAUUAGAUACUCACCAUGGCUAGAUACUUGACCUCAGGGUAAAUUUUCUUGUUCAAAAAAUAUUGCCGAAAGAUGAAGCAAUUUCUAUUCUUUAUUUCGAUUGCUGGAUGUUUGAUCUUGCAAAACUUUUGCACAAAUCAUAUCGAAGCUAGAACAUUGAGCAAAAACUCAAUCACGCCAAGGAAAUUUCCCAGAAAGAAAGCAACACCAGCUAGAAAGGAAAAUGCAUCAAAAAGAUCAAAAUAUGACAGCGAAGUAGUCAGUAACUAUGCAACGGAGAACACGCCAGUAUUCUGGAAAGAUAGCUACAAUAGAAACAUAAAAGAAGCAGCUAAGAAAAACGAAGAAGGAACAUCUCCAGGUGGCUUUGAGCUGGGUACUGAUGAUCUACCCAGUACUGUUGGUCCCAAUGAAAAUAUAUAUGGAGGAUUCCCUGUCAAUGAUGUGCUUGGAGGCUUUGAACUACCAUCUCCUGAGACACUUGCCAUCCUGAAAGCCGCUUUAAAGAAGUAUGGGCCUCGCAAUGAGUAUGAGACCCAGCUACAUCAUGAUUUGGAAAACUGGGCAUAUGGUUACGAACAUCAUGCAUUGCCAGAGUAUGAUGUGAAAGACACACCUCCAUUUUAUGUGAAAAUGCUUCAAGGUCUUAAGAUGGCCGAGGAAGGGAAGAAGAAACCGAGCUGCCAGCAAGAUUCUGGGGCAUGUCAGCCAAUGUUUCAUUUGAAUGAUGACCAAUGUAAUAAUCUUGCAGGCAACUGUAUGCCUUCAAAGCCAAUAACAAAUUCCAAUUACGAAGAGCCAUGUCCUUGGAAGAUAAUAGAAAUGCUUUUUGGUUGCAAAAAGCCUGCUGGUCCGAAAAUACCGAGUGAAAAGCCAGAUGGAGCUGCCCCUCCAGCUCCCAAACCGGACGAGCCUGAAAAGCCAGCAGAAAAGAAGCCAGAUAAAAGCGAGGAUGAAAAGGAUUCUGAGGGAAAACCAAAGCCCAUUCCAAUAGAAUUUGAAGAAGGCCACGCAACCCCUCAACAUGUCGAAAAGCAAGUACAGGAUAUCAAAGAUAAUUCAAAUAAAGACCCGAACGCGCCUGUGUCAAGUGAUGCAAGGCAAAAAACUGCUAAAUUGCAGUCACAAAUUGGCCUCCUUGGAAUGCUGAAGUCAUUAGGUUCGGGAGAUCAACAAGCAAAGAGCUUGAUGAACAUUGGCCAACAUGGGCCUAAUACAACCACGAAGAAUGAGGAUAAAGAACAUCAUGGAGGUGCAAGGUCAUCCAGCAAGCCAAACCAGAAACCAGCCGUGCAGGAGGAUAAAGUAGAGCCAGAAUUCUCCUCGUGGACUGAAUGGUCAGCUUGCAGUGUCACGUGCGGCAAUGGUUCACUGUCACGGACUCGCAGUUGCCUCCACUGGAAAUGCGAUGGCAAAGUAAUCGAAAUUAAGGCUUGCAACAAAGAUACUUGCCCAGGCUACAUGGACUGGACAUCUUGGUCAGCCUGUGACGUGGUCUGUGGUCGCGGGCUUGAGAGAAGAAAAAGAAAAUGCUCCGGGGUCCGCUGUUCUGGAAUCUCAAAUCAAGAGCGAUCGUGCUUCAAAGAUCCAUGCAAAUCAGCUAUCGCAUCAUCGGUGCCCUCUUCAGCACGGCUACUGGCAUCCAUUGGUGCACCAUGGAGUAGCUGGUCUCAGUGCUCUUCAAAUUGUGGUUUUGGGGUGCAAACGAGGAAAAGAAACUGCAAAAGAGGCAACUGCGACUUGAAUAAAGAUCUGGUUCAAACAAAGAUAUGUCUUCGCCAGUCAUGUUCAGGCGAAAUAAAGAUGUCAGACAGUGUGCAAAAGACGUGCAUGUACAUUCACAAUAGCUACAGAAUAUCUCACGGCGCAAAUGAACUGAAAUGGUCAGAUAUUAUGGCGGACGCUGCAGAAAAAAUCGCGAAAGAAUUAGCAACGAAAUCUGCAACUGUAGCAGAUGCGAGGUCACUGGAGGACCCUGGUAUAAGCAUUAUGGUGAUGCCAUCUGGGGAUUCUUCGGACGUUGGUUUAGGGGCUGCCUGCUACACCGCCGCGAAAUCCUGGUAUGCUGAACAGAAAAACUAUGACUUCCAGAACCCUCAUUUGACAAAUGAUAACAAACAUUUCACGCAGAUGAUAUGGAAAGCUUCCCGCGAGGCAGGAUUCGGAGUAGCGAUGUCAAAAAGUACAAACAGAUUCUACUUUGUGGCCAAAUAUGACCCCCCUGGAAACCAAGACAGUUACGUGGGAUUUCGGAAAAAUGCUUUGCCAUUACAAGCUGACAACAGACUGGAUGAAGCUACAAUUGUGAAACGAUUGAAAUGAACCCAAUGCUAUACACUGAGGAAUAGAAUGGGGGUAUGGUGGUUACGUUUAGGGGCGGAUUAGAUUGUCUAUUAAGCAGAAUAAGCUAUUUAUUGUAGAAGACCCAGCUUGUGAGCUAUUCCAGAGCAAAAUGAAAAGGAAACAAGACAAGGCUUAAGGCCAGAUGACAACAUGAGCUGUGGAACUCUCCCAAACGUCUAUCGUCUCGGGUUCC